AUGAGGAACCCACUGCCUGGCGCUGCGCUGACAUUCUGGCUAUUUCUAGAGUGUGUCGAAGCCAAAAAGUACUGCUGGUACUUUGAAGGCGGAUACCCCAUCUACUUCAUAUGUCGCUCCUAUGAGGACUGCUGUGGGACUCGCUGCUGUGUGAGAGCCCUGUCCAUCCAGAGGCUAUGGUACUUCUGGGUGCUGCUGAUGAUGGGAGUGUUGUUCUGCUGCGGGGCCGGUUUCCUUGUGCGCAGGAGGAUGUACCCGUCCCCUCUGAGAGACGACCCAGCCUUCAACGUGUCCUUCACCAGACACCCCGCCACCUCUCCAGUCUCCCAGCAGCCAGGGAGCAUGCAGGGCUUCGGGGUCAACGGGAUGACGGGGGGUGACCCGGCUGUUACUAUGUCGCACCCGGCGUACCCGGCACAGCCUGGCUCCGCCCAUAUGAUGAUGAGCUCCUACCCUCCACCUCCGUCCUACUGCAACCACCCGCCGCCGUCCUACGAACAAAUAUUUCAAAACAGCGACAAGAAGUGACGUCUGCGGGGAGCGAAGGAUUGGAAACUAAAUAACGAGAAAGUGAAGGAGAUGAAUUAUCAACAAGUUCAGAGGAAGAGGAGGAAACCUGCCAGCUGUUUGGAACUUUGUGGAUGUAAAACUUGUAAAACAAUCUCCUGUCCUGUGGAACACACUUACACACACACACACAGCUUCAUCUUCAUCGAUGUGGAUAUUUGUGUACACUGAUCGUGCAGACCAGCAAGGAUGCACCCUUCGGGUUUAGGAUGCACCCACCGUCACCUCCACCCUCCCAACAGCUGCAACUGUGCAGAAAACUCAUGUUUUAAAUGCUGGUUUGUUUUAAUAAUUAUUUAGAUAUAUUUCAAGCUGAAAAAUGUAACAAAGUGAAACACAUAGAAAUGUACACACCCUUGUUAAAAGCGGUUUCACAGAUGACUGAUUUAUUUCCCCACCAGGAUGGACUCUUUACUAAAUGAUGAGUUCCUGAUACAUUUUGUAUUCGUACAAUAUGAUUACACAAUGAGCAGCUCCAGCACGCUCCGCAGCUUCAGGUCAGGACUGAGUGACGCUGCGAUGGAGCGUGUGCUCGUGUCCCACAUGAAGGUGACACAGAGCUCGGGCCACUCGGUUUUCUGAUUGCAACAUAGUCUGAAAAAAAAGGGAACGAAUAAUCACAUUUUUGUAUUGAACAGACAAAUCUGAGUUUAAUAAAGAACGUGACCGGCCAGUGAUGCGUCACUGAUGAUGUGGCUGCUGAUGUCAUGUCGCCCGCUGACGUCUUCACAAUCUGCCACAUGCACACAUCUUAACGCCGUAACAUUAAACUCAGAGACGUCACUGACCAUCACGAUACGCUUCUGGCAGCUAACCCAGUGAAGCUGCACAUUAGUCCUGUACAGAGAGGUUAAGAAAUACUUGACCCCAAAAUAAAAAUAUUAAAAUAUAUGUAUAGAAAACUGGAGAAACGAUCCCGAAAGAUCCUAAGAUCAUACAUCUUCUGGCAAACCGCAAACCGAUUUAAAUAUAUUGGACGUCAACAGAUUUUCCUGCUACAAAAAUGGGAUUUACCGUUAAAAAUAAAACGCUGACCAUCAGUUGAUCAGUUUCUCCAUACUGUCCUGUCACACCAACAGGACAGUAUGGAGAAACAUUUAGGUCUCCAUCAAUACAUCUGUGUAUAGAUGUUUAUCAGGCAGCGGGUUGAGAGGAGCAGCCAUUGUUCUGUCUGACAGGUGCACAGUGAUCGCGCCUGGUUCACCUCCAUGAAGACUGACCAGAUUUAACAUCUUAGUACAUGUUCGGUGAAACACUGAAUCAUUUAUAAGUAUCAUCAGCUGCCAGGGAGGAAAGAUCCUCAAGUUUAGCUGCAAAUGUGUUGAAAUAGAAAGUUUGCCUCCAAUAUUAUGUCUUGCAUAUUUCGCCAAAUAUUGAAUGCAGAAAUCACGAGUGUUGCUGCAGAACAGUGGAGGCAGCACGACACGACAUCUAUCACCGUUACGGUGAAGACGUUUCUUUGUGAGAAUUAAUAACAGCUUUAAAGGUAAGCUGUGUAAAACACGACACAGGAAGUAGUGUGUGAACUGUUACUACAGUAGUGUGUAACGGUUAUAUUUUAAUUAAAGUUUAAUUCCAAUAGGCUGAAAGUUUCAUUGUUUAAAGUCUUACAGAUGAUUUAUCUUUAAGCGAAGUGCACAUGACUCUCUUGCAUGGCUCAAUAAAGUUAAAAACAUUGCUAAUGUUAGAAUGUUUCUGUUCUUGAUGUACAUGUUGACCUGAUGCGGUGCUAAAUAAAGUGAAAACAAAGUUUCAUUCUUGGAUACAGUAAAUGCAACAUUAGAACGUAUUCUGAUUAAUUCUGUCAAACUAUGCAACAGGAAAUUAAACAUCUUGUUUGUUCUGCUUUCAACAGGAAAUUAAACAUUGUGAAAUAUGUAAAUAAACUUCUGAUAAAAUGUGA
Molecule: messenger RNA, 2470 nt
Organism: Cottoperca gobio
Lineage: Eukaryota; Metazoa; Chordata; Actinopteri; Perciformes; Bovichtidae
Gene: vopp1b
Product: VOPP1 WW domain binding protein b
Exons: 5
Coding region: 1-528 (175 amino acids)
Cellular component (GO): cytoplasmic vesicle membrane
Source: RefSeq, a predicted model, not a curated record